Molecule: messenger RNA, 378 nt
Organism: Linum tenue
Lineage: Eukaryota; Viridiplantae; Streptophyta; Magnoliopsida; Malpighiales; Linaceae
Source: the annotation of a GenBank genome assembly
AUGGGCGGUCGACGUCACUUCGUGCUGGUCCACGGAGCUUGCCACGGGGCUUGGUCGUGGUACAAGAUGUUGCCGCUGCUGACAUCCGCCGGCCACAACGCCACCGCCAUCGAAUUGGCUGCUUCCGGCGUCGACCCGCAACAGGUCGACACUGUCCGAACAAUUUCCCAGUACACGCAGCCGCUCAUGGAUUACCUGUCGGCUCUGCCGCCCACGGAGAAGGUGGUUCUCGUCGCCCAUAGCUACGGCGGGUUCGCGGUGGCUCAAGCCAUGGAAAUUUUGCCAGGUAGAAUUUCUGUGGCGGUUUUCGUUACAGCCUUCAUGCCGGGCCCGGCCUACCCUUCCGCUACCCUUUUCCGCGAGGUAUUUUUAUUAUAA